AUGGAUCCAGCUCGAAAGAAGCAAAAGGUAGAUCUAGUAGUAGACGAACCAGAGUUGGCGCAGGAAAUCUUGAAUCAAUAUUCCGAGAAACAUUCCUCGUUUAGCUUCAAAAGCGCCAAAGUGCCCAAAGCCUACAACCAGGAACGUAUUGGCUAUGAAAGAGGGGGUUUUCACCACGUUCGCGGUAAAAUUUAUGAUUGUGGGAAACUCACAAAGCCCGCAGAGUUCUUUCUCGCUAAGCAUGUUGGGCGCAGGGCGUUACACGACGCGGUCCCGGGCUUUCCAAACCCUGAAAAGAUCCCAGACCACGUCAAAAAACAGGAUGAUGUCUAUCUGGGGGGUCUAGUACGUUGCAACAACGACAGCGACGAUGAUGAUGGUAAGGGAGAGAAGCAAAAGGAAGAAGAACGCAAGGAAGCGAAGCAGCAGCCAACGCAGAAAGAAAAAUCUCAUGCCGAGACGAAGAAAGACCAAGGGGAAGAAGAUCCAGAUCGCCUGAUUCUCGCGGCUGCCAGGGCUGAAAAGGACGAAAAAAGGAGCCCUAUCCAUGAGUACCUGACUUUAUUGUGCCAUCGAUCGUCGAGAGCCUUGCUGAAUGAGCUGAAUUCGGAUGACAAGGCGGAGAUUGCGGCAUGUCUUGUUCCCGAGUACAACCCCGAGGUUCUGGACAUGACCAUGGAGUGCACUGGAGCAGUGGAAUUUGACAAGAUAUUCCCACUUCCUCCUCCCGAGUUUCGUCUGGACGUCGCUGAAGUGCUCCCAUUCCUUCAUGAGCGGGUAUUGCAGAGUUUAGGUCGUAUUUGGUACGGCUCUACGCCACUUACUCCAGGAGGAGCCGCCCUCUUGACUGCUGCAUUGAGUGCAGUUUUGUAUCAGGUCUACCUCAGGAAUUAUUUAAAAGAGGAAGAGAACAGCAGCGAAGAGAGUGGUGCAGAGGGUGAAGAGGAAGAGAACAGCAACGAAGAGAGUGUUGAAGAAGGUGAUUUGGAGCGAUAG
Seminavis robusta is the source of this 996-nucleotide messenger RNA. Lineage: Eukaryota; Bacillariophyta; Bacillariophyceae; Naviculales; Naviculaceae. The record is from the annotation of a GenBank genome assembly.